AUGAGAUUCUUGAACACGUCGCUGUAUGAUCAACGCAAGAAGAAGAUACAGAAGAAGACUCCCGAACAAAGAGAAGCAGAGUUCAUGUGGAGAGUCUUCGAUCUUGUCCCAAGAAGAAAAAGAUCCCUUCGAGUACACCAAAAACAUCCCGACUACUCAAAAGUCCCAAGAAGAACACGAACUCCUUCCACAUACACCAAGACUCCUCCGAAAUGGAUCAUCCGUGUAAUGAAAGACAUGAAGAUACUCGAUGAUGAUGAUCCAAAGCUAAUCAUAGAGAAAGCUCUUGACCUAAACGAUUUCGAUCCACUCCAAAACCGUCUCUCAAUCCCUUUCGAAAGCUUAAUCACUAAAGAUUUCUUGAACUGCGACGAAUCAAGAAUCAUUGGAGACGAAGGUAUCAAUAACGAUGGAAAGAUUGGUGUAGGAGCGAUUCUUGUGGAUCAAAGAACAGAACAGUGGAAUGUGGUUUUGAAGAAAUGUGUUGUGAAUAAUGAUUCAGCAGGGACAAGCUUGGAGAGCUAUGUUUUGGGUGGUGAAUGGAGUAAUAUCGUUAAGGCUAAUGGAUUGAGAGACGACGAUAACAUCGGUCUUUGGUGUUUCAGGGGCAGUGGAAUCCUCUUCUUGGCACUUGAUUUUGCAGGUGAUGCUGUUGAUCUUCUAGAGUAA
Arabis nemorensis is the source of this 669-nucleotide messenger RNA. Lineage: Eukaryota; Viridiplantae; Streptophyta; Magnoliopsida; Brassicales; Brassicaceae. The record is from the annotation of a GenBank genome assembly.